ACAACAGAGAGAGACUAAUUCAGCUAGAGAUAGAAGCGCAGCCACAGAACUGACUAAUAUUGGGACUGUUUUUAUUUUGAUCGCAUAAUUGUGUAGUUGUAAAGUUAGUGUAUGUCCGACAGUGGAGUGUGUUGAGGCCAGAGCUUGGCUGCGUGCACAGGGAACCAGAGAACAGACUCGUGCAUAGUGUUAGCCUGGUAGCUAAGUUAAGCUAAGUUUGCAUUUGGGCAGCUGGUCUCUUGUAGUUAGCAUCGAUGAAGAAACCCAGUGCCGGUGUCAAACCUCUGAAUAAGACUGACCAGCCGGUGACCGUUAGCUAGUUUCUCAGAAAGACAACAACAGAAUGACAGAGGAUGCCAUCCUGCUGAAUGUACCGGUCAUUCGGCAGCUGUACCACUGGGACUGUGGGUUAGCCUGCUCCAGGAUGGUUCUGAAGUACCUCCACCCGGUCGACGACGAGGGGUUUCAGAGAGCAUGCUGGGAGCUGAAGCUCACAGAGAGUGUGUGGACCAUUGACCUGGCGUACCUCAUGGGCCAUCUAGGAAUCAAACACUGCUUUUGCACACAGACUCUGGGCGUUGAUAAGGGUUUUAAGAAUCAGUCCUUCUAUAAGAAGCAUUUUGACACCGAAGAAGACCGAGUGAACGAGCUCUUCUUAAAUGCAGAGAGCAAAGGUGUGGUGGUGAGCAAAUGUUCAGUAACCAUUGAGGAAAUCCAGUCCCAUCUGGAGCAGGGCCACGUUGCCAUAGUGCUGGUGAACGCUGUCGUCUUGACAUGUGAGCUGUGCUCCUCGCCUGUCAAAUAUUGUUGCUUCCUGCCCGUGGGUCAGAAGUGUUUCUGCAGGAAGCCAGAGUACCAGGGUCACUUUGUGGUAGCGUGCGGCUUCAACAGGACCACAGGCUGCAUUUACUACAACAACCCUGCGUAUUCUGACAGGGUGUGCUGCACCAGCGUCACUAACUUCGAGGAGGCUCGGCGAAGCUACGGGACAGAUGAAGAUAUCCUGUUGAUCUUUAAGGAGAGUUGAUGGACAGCGAUGAUGAUGAUGGUGGUGGAUUUGGAUUUCCCUCUUCCUCGGCUCAUCAUCGUUUUGACCUCUCGCGGCUGUGGGUCUCCAUACAUGGACCCCUGCCAGCUGAUCCCUUGGACUAUUCCCUCCGGUGCUACCAAGUCGGACUGCUCUCUUGAAAAACACCCGCUGCAGAAUGCUUACACCCUCUUGAACUCGACGUCUGAUAGAUUAACAGCUGGAACGUCUAGAGUCAAAGGGUUUGGUUUCUUUCCACACAAGCAGAUAGUCAAAAUGAAUUGUAUUGUUUGUUGAAUAUCGGCUGCAGUUGGCUAAUAGAUAGAAUCUAUUGAUAUUGUGAGCAGAGGAUUUGUAGACCUGUGGACUUACAGUGGAUGAAAUGUGGGACUCAAACCUAGAAUAGGAAACACUACAACCCAGUGUAGAAUCCAGAGCUGAUGCUGUUUUCAGUUGUGCUUAGUGCUGAAGUCUGAAGGGGUUCUUCUGUAGCCGCCCUCUCGCCUCUACCUGCCUUGUAAAGCAUUCUCACUCUCCUCUCGGUCACGAUUAAUUUAAAUGAGUCUAUCAACAGGGAAAACAGGAGCUGUCGUGUUUUGAGAGUCUCAGGAAAUGAAUGCCCUGAAGUGUGACAUUGUGCAUCAAAUGACAAAACUAGUUUAAUGCAAUAUCUGUCUGUGGAUCUCAAUCUGCCUGCAGAGGAGCAUGGACAGACACAAUGAAACUCACCAGUUGCUGACAGCAGUGAGAACUCUUUCAUUUCCACAAUGUCACUGAGUUGUUUUAUUUUUUAAUUUAGGUAUUAUGUAUGUAUGUACAUUUUUGCACAACACUUUUCAUACCAGAUGUAAUUAAGUUAUUGACAGAUUUGACCAUGAAAUUGCUUUUCUGAAUCUUGUGAAAAGUAGUUUCCUCUAGUUGUGCUUCUUGGUGAGAACAAACUGCACAUUUUAAACUUUAUUUUGUAUUAAACAUAGAGCUGCAUUUAUUAUAUGUUAUGAUUAAAGGAUUUGAAGAAAUUGCUA
Limanda limanda (common dab) is the source of this 2052-nucleotide messenger RNA. It is a transcript of the gene gucd1, whose product is annotated as guanylyl cyclase domain containing 1. The transcript is spliced from 6 exons. Bases 344 to 1027 code for a protein of 227 amino acids. Lineage: Eukaryota; Metazoa; Chordata; Actinopteri; Pleuronectiformes; Pleuronectidae. The record is from RefSeq and is a predicted model, not a curated record.